This is a messenger RNA of Megalobrama amblycephala (Wuchang bream), 8138 nucleotides long. It is a transcript of the gene rc3h1a, whose product is annotated as ring finger and CCCH-type domains 1a. Gene Ontology annotation, molecular function: metal ion binding. The record is from RefSeq and is a predicted model, not a curated record. Lineage: Eukaryota; Metazoa; Chordata; Actinopteri; Cypriniformes; Xenocyprididae. The transcript has 20 exons. The coding region runs from base 361 to 3615 and encodes 1084 amino acids.
ACACGGUCUUGAUCUGUGGAUGAUCUCCGGUUGCGCAAUCCUGGACUUCUCUCACUUGAGCUCUGAGACUCCGUCAGACAGUCCAAAGAAACUUUCAUUACAGCAGCAGGCGAAACUCGCCGUUCUUCUGUGAAGAUUGAGCUGAACCAAAUAUUGUUAUGUUUUUCACACUAUGUGCUGAACGCCCCUACAAUGCCAGGAAAUAUUUAAGAACUGUGAUCUUUGGAAGAGCUUUAUCGGUUCCAGUGGAACCUCUAGAACAUAGCGCCGUAUUGCUUUACACAAAACGCACAUUGAUACAAAUGCAGCAAUAAGAGAAGAUCUUGGGGACCGGUGCAUCACAGACCGCUCUUUGCUACAAUGCCCGUGCAAGCCCCGCAAUGGACCGAGUUUCUGUUGUGUCCCAUCUGCACGCAAACCUUCGAGGAGAGCCACCGCAAGCCCAUCAGCUUGGGCUGCGGACACACCGUGUGCAAAAUGUGCCUGAACAAACUGCACCGCAAGGCCUGCCCAUUCGACCAGACCGCCAUCAGCACGGACAUCGAGCAGCUGCCCGUCAACACUGCGCUGCUGCAGCUCGUCAGUGGCCAGGUACCCAAACCUCCACCCGUCACCUUACUGACAGCUGCAGAGGACGUCAAGCACUAUGAGGAGUCCCGCACAUGUGUGGAAGACCUGGCGCUCUAUCUUAAACCCCUGAGCAACACCAGAGGUGCAGGGCUGAAUGGCGCUACUCAGAGCGUGCUCAGCAGGCCCAUGCAGCGGAAACUGGUGACUCUGGUUCACUGCCAGCUGGUGGAGGAGGAGGGCCGCAUCCGGGCCAUGCGGGCGGCCCGUUCUCUGGGUGAACGUACUGUCACUGAGCUCAUCCUCCAGCACCAGAACCCCCAGCAGCUCUCCUCCAACCUGUGGGCUGCCGUCAGAGCCAGAGGCUGCCAGUUUCUCGGCCCUGCCAUGCAGGAAGAAGCAUUGAAGCUGGUUCUUCUCGCUCUGGAAGAUGGUUCGGCCCUUUCACGGAAGGUUCUGGUCCUGUUUGUGGUCCAGAGACUCGAACCACGUUUUCCUCAGGCCUCAAAAACCAGCAUAGGACAUGUGGUGCAGCUCCUCUACAGGGCCUCCUGCUUUAAGGUCACUAAACGUGAUGAGGAUUCCUCCUUGAUGCAGCUAAAGGAGGAGUUUCGCACAUAUGAGGCUCUUCGGAGAGAACACGACUCUCAGAUUGUUCAGAUUGCAAUGGAGGGUGGACUGCGUAUCGCCCCUGACCAGUGGUCAUCUCUACUCUAUGGCGACCAGUCCCACAAGUCCCACAUGCAGUCUAUUAUAGACAAGCUGCAGACACCAGCAUCCUUUGCUCAGAGUGUUCAGGAACUCACCAUUGCCCUUCAGAGAACCGGAGAUCCAGCCAAUCUCAACCGCCUCAGACCCCAUCUGGAGCUGCUGGCUGACAUCGACCCCAGCCCAGAUGCCCCUGCGCCCACAUGGGAGCAGCUAGCCAAAGGGUUGGAAGCUGUGCGUACCGUUGUUCACGGCCUGGUGGAUUUCAUCCAGAACCAUAGCAAGAAGGGAGGUGAUCAGCAGCAGCCACCUCAGCACAGCAAAUACAAGACCUACAUGUGCCGGGACAUGAAACAAAAAGGCGGCUGUCCUCGUGGAGCAAGUUGCACCUUCGCUCACUCUCAGGAAGAGCUUGAAAAGUACCGUAAGAUGAAUAAACGUUUGGGAUUGCGCCGACAGCUUAGUCAGUCCCUGACCCAGCUGAACGAGAUGGACCUUGCCGCUGGUCUGUUAUCUGACGAGGGGCUGCAGAUGGAGGGCCUUCCACGCAAACCCUCUUCCAUCACCAACGGCAUCCUAGCAGCAGGACCUGGAUCCACUCUGGCCCACCUGGUUUCUAGAGGCUCGGACCCGUCUUAUGAGCCAUCACACAAACCAGGGAAGAUGGACUCGGGGAGCCUCAGUGCCCCUGGCUCACCUCCAGACUCAUUGGAAUCCAUCCCAAAAUCAGGAAUGCUUACAAAUUCUCUCUCUAGGGUGGCCGGCGAUGGCUCAGUCGGACAGAAGCACAUGCCUGCUGUGCCUAGAGUUCCUUACCCAUAUUCACCACACCAGUCUGAACUGUAUUACUCUGAAGCUAGAGCGCCGCCGCCGCCACCAUCUGCCCAAUAUGAAUCCUCCCAGUACCCUGCAGGUAAUCCUUAUCCCCACCACCACGUCCACCCACGCUACACCCGUCAUCCCGCUCCAGAUCCAGGCAUGCCACCAUAUCCGGACUCUUAUCCCAGCUCCUACUCUUCAAAGCACCAGUAUGCCAACCCUAGCUCCCAUUAUGGAUACCCUUCACACCACGAUGGCCGUCGCCACUCAGCCUACGCCCAUCCCCAAACAUUCGCCUCACGGGAGGAAAUGGUCCGAAGGAGUCCGGACAUUCCUCCGCCACUACAGCCCCAAAGCGCCGCCGCCUCGUACCUGCCGGAAUCAGCUCAGGAAAGAUACGCCACAGAGAACUAUAACCACUCCAGUCAGAUCAGGAAUUACCACAGGAAUGCCUACACACGAGCACAGCCCUCCCUCGACUACCUGCACCGUCGCAGACAGGAGAUCAUGGCCCAACUGGAGGAGAGAAAGGUUGUUUCCUCGCCACCCUUCGGCUCCUCGCACUCGUACGACCCCAGCUACCCUCAGGACAUGAGGGGACAGAGCCAUUACAUGGAGGAGAACUCCCAUGGUUUUGGACACUUCCGGGAUCCGGACUACACCGCCUCAUAUUCCCCUUGGUCAUGCGACACCUUUGGUUCCUACAUCGGCAGCAAGGAUAUGAAGUCCAAAGAGGGCAUGAACUCCAUGGAAACACAAAAUUUAGACAAAGGCAAAAGUCUGAGAGCGCACAACUUGGAGCUCCAACGCAGAGCGGCAGACGUGAAAGACGACGACCCCAUCAUUCCCUUUGGCUCCCUGCCAACCGUGUCUCGUUUUGGAGCCAUUUCACGCACGUCUAAACCAGGCUACCCACCAAACAGUACGAUGCUGCCUUUGCCUAACUCUGCCAAACACGCCGCUGACUACACCUAUGUGAACCACAGUGGGUGGAGCGGCGACUCCUACCAGCCGCACCAAACGUCUCAGGGGCACUUCAACGAGCGAUCCCCUGCCGUGCAGGUGCGUGAACAGCUGAGGAUGGAGCUACAGCAGGUCAACCAGCAAAUCAGUCAACAGACUCAGAGCCGCGGCCUUGAGAAGCCAAGCUCAGUGAUGUCCCAGCCACCACGAGUGGACUGGUCCUCUGGGAGUAUGUCCAGUGAACAGCUGAGUCUCGAGCUGCACCAGGUGGAGAGAGAGAUUGACAUUAGGACACAGGAGAUGGCCAUGGAGAACCACGAUGGCAAGUACAAGCGCGUCUCAGUCGAAAACGGACAAGACGAACACGCUUUGCAACGAGAGGAUCAUCCACUAACUCUUAGUGAGGGCUUAAACGGCUCCAUCAGUUUGGUCCAGGACUGCGGUCUUGUCAGUAGCAGCAUGUCCUCGCUGACCAGCAAGACAUCAUCUCUCAGUUUGUCCUCUGAACAGGUGGCCAGCAGCCCUGAUCUGCCCAAGAACGGAGUUGUCCACUCCUAGCCGGCUCUUUCUACCUCAGAUUCCCCUUCUGCGAACCACCGGAGCACUCAGUAACCAGGUGGCUCUCUUGUCCCAGGUUAAACGGUCUGGAGCAGGAUGCUCCAUAAUCGCUGUAUAACACACCCCAAUGCAUUCGCUUAAUCCUGAUCGUUAGCUUCCUCCGCUGACCCUCCGACACCCGUCAGGCAGAUAUGGGUGGAGUUUGUGUGGGAUUCACUGUGCAUGUGCCUCAAGAGACUUGCACAAUCAUGCCCUGAUUUAGUUCCUUUUUUUUACAGCAGUAUCUGCUGUUGAGUAUUUUCUUCUUUUGUAUCCUUUUUCCUGAGACAAGCCUUUUUUCAUUGCCUCAUAAAUCAGGGUGAAUCCAAAAUAUCCUCAGUCUUAAGUAUUUGUCAGGCGACAUAUAACAUGAUCUCACUUAUGUUGUUUAAUGAUCAUUAAUCCACUAUCUUGGGUUUCAAAAUUUCCUUUUUAUCAUAAUGUGCUACGUUUUCGGUAGUUACGCUCGUUUGUGCUUUGUGUGGCAUUUACACUUCUGUCUUUUUCUGAGUUUACAGUGUUCAGAUUCAUUAUUUUUUAAUAUAACCCCAGACUUGCUGCAUAUUCACCUAAACAGAAACCAUUUUGUUCUACGAUGAGGGUCAAAAUGAUGAAUCAUGUGUCAUACAUUAGGCUUCCUUUUGGCUUUUACAGUGCGAUUGUUACAAUGCACAUUAUUGUGUGUUAUAGUAAUGCUCGUAAACCCAAAUGUUAACUGAAUUGACCUCGAUUGCACUCAUGCCAACAAACCCAAAAGUCUUAACGGGACCCUUGUAUUGUACACUUCACUGCCUGGGGGAUUUCGAUUGAACCGCCUGUAAUCAUUCUCAUCUUCUGCCGUAAUGUCCUCAGGGAUACAUUAUUUAGCCUCUUUUUUGUGGAUGUGGAUAGGAAUAAAAAUCCAGGUCAGCCUGGUUUUUUUCCAUAGUGGGUAUACAUACAUUUUCCAUCCUGAGGAUGGAAAGAAAGCCGCUACGAUAAUGCAUAAAGAUGCAUUCUGUUGUAAGAAUGCUUAUGUACUUCUCUUCACUUUGUCAGUGAAAUUACGAUCUUCAGAACAAGCCACAUUCUUUGUGUAUGCGGCGUUUUUCACUUCGAAAGAUGUAGCAUAUAUUCAGAGCAAAAAGAAAGACUUUGAUCCAGCUGUAGCCGCCUCAAGACUCUCCUUCAUUCUCCGUUACAUCUUUGAAGUUUAAAGACCAUUGUUUUGAUGGGCCGGUUCAAUCGAAUUCCCCUAUAGGCUGGGCUCAACUGUGUACAUCACAGUCCUCCUCAACUUCAUUCAAAUACUGAUGGGGGAUUAAAGGAGCUCCUGUCAUUUGUAUCACACCAUGUGACCUGUUGGACUCCUUAUCUUUUAAGAGAGCCAAUCUACUAAUUAAGACACUUUCCAUAUUUCACAUGAUUUGGAUUUUUUUCCGACCCAUCCAAAAAUGUAUUUUGUGUCAGUCCCACCACUAACCAGUUCUGUUUUUUUGUUUUUUUUUUCAUGAUGAAAAUGUAUUUACUGUAAGGCAUUUGGCACAUAAAAACAUCAAGAGUGACUGCCUAUGGCUUAUACAUUGUGUUGUUGGGUAUAAAAGUCAAAGUUUGUAGAAACAGCAAUUGCGUUAAAAUGUGACUGUUAAAUUAGUUUCAUCGAUAAAGUACACAACACGUAGUCAUAUUUCCGUUAGUUUAUCUGCAGUCAAUACUGCUGUAGGUUUAUCAAAACGCUUGCACUGUAAAUCUCAAACUUGCAUUCUUCCAUGUAGAUCGCUUCCUUGGUGGUGAGAUCUCAUCACUUAAGAAAAAGUCACGCCUCGAUAAUUUAGCUUUAAGUUGGAAAUGAGCUUGCUUUAUUUUUUACCAUAUAAUAGUCUCUUGAGACAUCCUGCCGCAACCUUAAAAGCACCUAUUUUGGUGGAACUUCUGUUAAGUUGGAGUUGAUUUCUAUUGUUUUUAUUUACGUUAUUACGGUAUUACUGUGGCUUUGGUCUGAGCUUUUGACAUAUAAGCAAUCGUCAAGAUUGGAUAUUUCUUCGUUUAGGUAACAGAACUGUGAAUGCACAGUGUAGACUUUGAGGAUAGCACAAAUUUACCCAAAAUUUGUUGUAAAGAAACAGAAAAGCAGAAGCUUUUUGUUGUUGUUGGUUUGAAGCCAAAUGGAUUACAAACUUUAUUGGCAUUUAGUAAAAGGCGAAGGUGAAUUAAAAUUUUGAGCAUCUAGAACGCGUUCUAGGUUCACUUGGGUGGUAACGUCAUCUUAAUUUUUUUCAUUUUAAAGAAACACCUGUCUUUAUCUCAGGGUCGGUUUUUAGUGUAUUUGGGUGUGAACGUCUUUGUUCCAUUGCGCACUCUUUUUGUUUUCAGGACUGCAAUUGUCUGUUUGGAGACUUGAAGACUUCAGGACUGUGCCUUUAUGCAGAUCUGCAGUUAUUCACAUAUUGGGUGUGUAGAUGUAGCUGAACCAUCUUUAUUUAUAAUAUUCAACUCUUCUCAGUCUAAGUCAGCAUUUAUAUUAAAUGAUCUCUUCGAAUAUGCAGGCUUUUAGACCGCCAAACUGAGUACUGCCUAUCCUUUCUGAGAUAAAGGAAUUUAUUGCCAGGUCAUUUGUUGUUGUAGCCAUUUUGUGUAUCUUUCGUGCAAGUGAACUAGAGUAUUUAAGCAUGCUACAUGGUGUGAUGGUGGUCUUUUGAUGUUGGGGUUCUUUGAAGAGUCUAAAUUGGAACAGGAAAACAAGGACAGUCUGUGAAUUGUCUCGUAGUUUGAUAUCGAUAUUCAGAGAGGGAGUGUCAAGGCUCAUAUUUAACGACAUUAUUGGAGGUCUGAUACAGGUAAACAAAUCAAGGUUUACUGUUCUCAUAAAAGCCAUUGAUACAAUCCUCGACAGAUUUUCAUUGUUUCCUUGAAUGAAACGCAGAUUGUAUGAACACUUGCAGAAGGGCUUAAAAUUAUGUAUUUGAAGUCAGCCAUUUGAAAACCAACUUUUAAACUAUUGUUGCAAAGCAACAUUUACACGAUCACCCGAUGAGCCAAUGGGAAUCGCUAUCGAUUUGAAAAGGGAACCAAAAUGUUUACUACGGUGAAUCUCAUGAAACCAGUCAUAAAACAGUCACAUUUCAUCCCAAAGUUAAAGUAUGUAUGUAUGCAUUGCAUUAAAUGAAUCCUAUUUUUGCGGCCUUUUAUUUUUUGCUUUGUGGAUUUUAUUUUCAUGACAUUAAGCACAAGUAAUUCUUUGUAUUGUAAAAAUUUAAAAGUAUUGAUACAUCAUUGUAGCAUUUAUAGUUUAAUUUAUACUGAUUUUAUUUUUAAAAAAUUGUUUUUGUUACUGUUUUACAGUAAUGAGAAUGAUUUUUUUUUGUUUGUUUUUUUUUUGCAUUGUGGUAAUGAUUUUUUUUUGGGGGGGGGGUUAAUUGGCUUAAUUGUCUAAAAAUAAAUGGUCUUAAAGAUGUGCUUUAUUUUUUUUUUACUGCAAAUUUUUUAAAGUUCUUUUGGGGUGAAAUAUGACUAAUUCGUGAGAUUUAUCCAAAAAAAAAAAAAAAUUUGUAUUUAUGAUCAGUGUGUAAUAAAAAGCCUCAGUGUUUCCUCACUGGAACUCAUUUUCUUAUUGUGAUUGUUGACCGUGUUCAGGGUUCAAUACAAAUGUAGUACUAAUUAGUGUCAAACGUUAUAAAAAUGAGAAAGUAGGAAUUGUUGAAAUCUGAAUUUUGACAUUUAGUGCCUGAAACACCAGAGAUUGUAGUAUGUUUUCCCACAGAUAAAUGAUUAAUGGUACAUAUUGUUCCCUGGUCUCGAGGGGAAAGUAUGCGUCAUGCACAUACACACGUAGUAGAUUUAUGAGAAGUCAUAAUGUUACUUGAAAACAUAAGGGUUGUGCACAAAUACAGGCUUUAGUGCUUUAGCUUAUAGCUGUAGGAAGUAGUUUUGAAAUGAAUGAUUGUGUGUUUGUGUUCAGGUGUGUCCAAAGAGAGUGCUGUCUGUCCACCUCAUUUCUGUAUGUUUGUUCCCACUGAAACUCAUUGCUUGCACUCAUGUAUUGACUAUUUUCCUUGAGAUAGGGGUGUUGCAUUGUGGUCUUUAUACCAUGAUUCCUAACAUUGGGAUAUAUGAUUGUUUUUGAUGAUUUCUCCCAUGUUAUCUCAUGAUAGACUGCUUAAAUUAAGGUACACUUUAACUUAAACCUGAAUAAGAAAAUAAAUGUUUGUAUAUUAUACUCCAUUAAGGAAUGUUUAGAAUAUUUCUCCAAUGUGGAUGUAGUUGUAAUACCUUUUUUUUCUCUCUCUCUCUCUCUCUCUCUCUCUUUGUACAAGAAUUCACUGUGUGAAAUUUUGGAUUGCAUUUUUGUAUAAUACAAUUGCUUUUCUUUGAGAGGGCAGGGGGUAUUACUAACUGGAUUUUUGAAUUAGAUAUCAAAAAACUUGAAAAAAUUAUUUAAUAAGAAAUGUAUUUUAUGUGCAGCAGUGAUUCUGGCAUGGAUUAUGAUUAAAUGAGAUUGUAAACCA